Messenger RNA from Zea mays, 1997 nucleotides. RefSeq lists its product as uncharacterized. Gene Ontology annotation, molecular function: 3'-5' exonuclease activity; nucleic acid binding. Lineage: Eukaryota; Viridiplantae; Streptophyta; Magnoliopsida; Poales; Poaceae. The record is from RefSeq and is marked validated.
CUAUUCCAAUUCCACCUCCCCGUCCAACUGAAACCCCCAUCGCCACGCCACCACACACCUGACACCUCCGCCGCGCCCGCGCCGUCUACCAUUCCGGCGUCCAGCACCUCCCUAGUCGGCUAGUCCCUCCCCGCCGCCGCUACCGUCACGCCUCCUCCCUUGCCCCCACCACGCAAGUCCCAACCAUCUCCUCCGUCCUAUAUAUCUGCCACCUCGCCCCAGGCACACACCUGACACCACAAACUACCUGCCGACAAGAUGGCCUCCGCCUCCCCGUCCGCGUCUGCGUCGUCCGAGCCUGCUGCGGCGCCCGAGGUUGAUGCUCCAGCUGCCGCCCUGCCGGCCGAGGGCCCCACGGAGAUCGCCUUCUUCGACGUCGAGACCUCGGUGCCGCAGCGCGCGGGCCAGGGCUACGCGCUGCUCGAGUUCGGCGCCAUCCUCGUCUGCCCGCGCAGGCUCGUCGAGGUCGCCUCCUACGCCACGCUCGUCCGCCCCGCCGACCCGGCCUCUGCCGUCUCGGCGGCCUCCGUGCGCUGCAACGGCAUCACACGGGACGCCGUGUCCGCGGCGCCGCCCUUCCGCGACGUCGCCGAUGCCGUCUACGACCUCCUCAACGGGCGGGUCUGGGCAGGGCACAACAUUGUGAGGUUUGAUUCUGCAAGAAUAAGGGAGGCGUUCACUGAGAUUGGUCGCUCACCUCCUCAGCCCAAGGGGAUGAUUGACACCUUGCCUCUGCUUACCCAACGCUUUGGGAGGAGGGCAGGGGACAUGAAGAUGGCAAGCUUGGCAAAUUACUUUGGACUAGGGAAGCAAAGACACAGGAGUCUUGAUGAUGUUAGAAUGAACCUUGAAGUUCUCAAAUACUGUGCUACAGUUCUGUUCCUGGAGGCAAGUCUUCCAGAGGUGCUUACUGUUGAGAAUCUGGUUGAACGUGCAAUGACAAGGAGCCGAGCUAAUGGAACUGCAUCCCCUGAUUUGCCAAAACCUGAAGCGAACUCUCCACCGGAUUCCUCAAAAAGGCAACGGACAGUCUCUCCAGUUGACUGUGUGAUGCCUGCGGAAGGUAAUCAAGGAACAAGUGAUCCUUCUACCAACAGGGAAUCUGUUGAGUUGGUAUCCCACAUUGAAGAAAUGAAGCUAAAUACCACCACACAUGUGGAUGCAAGUUCUAGUGGUUAUCCUGGAUUUCUUGAGCCAGACGAUGUUUCCAUUGAGUGUAUUAAAAUUUCAGUUGCUCCAUUACACCAAUUUGGCAGAAGGUCAUCUAUCCAGCACAGAGAUUGUCCACUGCAGCUUUGUUGUGCAGGCUUGAAAGUACAGUUUGGUGUCAGCACGAAGUUUCUAGAUAAUGCAGGGCGGCCAAAGAUGAGCAUAGUGGUUGAGAUCCCUGAGAACCUCUGUAAAGUUUUGGAAUUCUGCGAUGUUCUUGCUAGAAAGCUGUCCCAGGAAUCUGGUAGCAGUUCUGAAUGGAGACCCCUGAUUAAGAAGUAUGGAUACAUUAAUCGUCCAACUAUCCGUCUGAACAUCCCUCCUAUUUCCAACAGCGAUGCGGUGGCCUUCUCAACUGAUAUAUGCCAGAGAGAGCCUAGUGGUAACAUUCAGAAGCUUGCUUUCGGCAAUGUGGGCGCCACGGAAUUGGACUCUCUGUUCGUUAAAGGGAGCAAGGUGGACGCAUUUUUUUCACUGGAGUUAUACGAUUACCAGCAAAAUGCUGGCAUUCGGCUGGUUGCAAAGAGGCUGGUUAUACACUCGAAUUAGCACCAGGCUCAUUUAUUAAAAUACUAGUACUAGAAACUAACCCUUGCACUGAUUCAGGGGCCUUUAGACCACCAUAUGUAUUUAACCAAUUGUAGUUUGUAGAUUAUGCCGAGUGCGUAAGAUCUCGCCACAAGGAGGUAUUGAGCUGUUGAUGGUAAAUUAAAAUUGAAAUGUUGCAAAAUGUUUUAACAAUCUGUGCUAUUUAUUUGUGAAUAGAAUGCACAUUUGUUGCUACUACA